Actinia tenebrosa (Australian red waratah sea anemone) is the source of this 3155-nucleotide messenger RNA. RefSeq names its product neuronal acetylcholine receptor subunit alpha-10. Gene Ontology annotation, molecular function: transmembrane signaling receptor activity; acetylcholine-gated monoatomic cation-selective channel activity. The record is from RefSeq and is a predicted model, not a curated record. Gene Ontology annotation, cellular component: postsynaptic membrane. Lineage: Eukaryota; Metazoa; Cnidaria; Anthozoa; Actiniaria; Actiniidae. Gene Ontology annotation, biological process: monoatomic ion transmembrane transport.
AAUGACUCUUUCUUCCAUAAAUUAGACUUUGUGCUGAAUUUAUUACUCUGUAAUUCACUUAAUACACCCACCUGUAAAUAGCAAGAGGGAAGUGGCAAGAGGAUUAAUGUUGUGGGGAAAAUCGUGUUCGUAAACUGAAAAGUGUACGCUUUCGGGGACCAAAAAAUGGUCAAACCGCCGACUCCAAACGCCAUUUAUAUUUGAUGGGUUUUGAGUUAAUUGCAAGGACUUUAGCAUAGAAUGUAGUGAUAUAAUCUAUUAGAUUGACCACAUAAUAGAAGUACUGACAUCGAUUUGCCACUGCAGUUGUAAUUGGUUCCUAUGCCACUAGAUCUUUCUCUAAGGCAAAAUACAAUCAACCUUGUUGAUAAUGACUCUGGGGACGCAUGCGAUUCGUCAGCCAUCUUUCUUAAAUCCAACAUCACUCUACGUUUAAGAAAGGUUUUGUCAAGAUGUCUAGGAUCCUUUAUUCUGGUUGUUAUCUGGCUUUUAUUGCCGUCGGUACGUUUCUCUCCAUUCAAGCAACUCCUAGUCCAGAGGAAAAACUUAUCAACGAACUGUUACAGAAAUACAGACAAGAAGCCAGACCCGCAGUCAACCCAAAUAUCACGACUAAUGUUACGUUUGGGAUGGAACUCGUGCAGUUGGUCAAUGUGAACGACAGGCAUCAAAUGCUAACAACAAACGUCUGGGUUCGUCAGGUGUGGAAUAAUCAGCUCCUUACGUGGGAUCCAAACCAGUACGAAGGAAUUAUGCAGAUAAGACUGGACCCAAGUAAAGUAUGGAUUCCUGAUAUAGUGCUUUAUAACAGUGCUAGCAGUGAGUUCAGCGGCGGUACAGAGAAAUACAAGACGCCCGUCAUUGUGAAUUACGAUGGUAUUAACAGAUGGUACAGCCCUGCUUCCUUCACUAGCACAUGUAAAAUUGAUGUCACAUAUUUUCCAUUUGAUGAACAAACUUGCUCCAUGAAAUUUGGUUCGUGGACGUAUGAGAUUAUCCAUCUAAACAUGCUCCCAGAAAAUGCCUCAAUGAGGUCUAUGUACAUUGAAAGUGCAGAAUGGGACUUGAUAUCAGCUUACAAGACACGUGCGGCAAAGUUAUACCCCUGCUGCGCCAACGAACUAGUUGACAUCACUAUGCAUGUCCAGAUUAAACGAAAACCACUCUUUUACCUUUUCAACUUGGUUGUACCCUGCAUGAUUAUUCUCUCCAUGAUACUCCUCGGCUUUUUUCUGCCUCCCGAGUCAGGCGAACGAAUAACCUUGAGCAUAACUAUCCUUUUGGCAAUGGCUGUGUUCUUACAGCUUGUUGGAGAGAGCCUGCCUCGAAAUUCAGAAACUAUACCCUUAUUAGGCACCUUCUACAUAGCAAUUAUGGCAGAGAUCUCUAUCUCGCUGAUGCUGACUUGCUUUGUUCUAAACAUCCACUACCGAGGCACCGGUAACUCAGCUCAAGAGGUACCAGUUUGGGCCAAAAUCCUCAUCCUUGAUUGGCUCGGAUAUGUUUUGUGUGUUCGAAGGUCGUUCAGAAAUGAAAGCAAUCAGCAAUCAAAUGUCCCGGAGAAACGCUUCGUUGAUGGUCGUAAUAAGAAAGGUUACUCCGUAUCUCUGGCUUACGAGUAUGCAGACAUGAACUUUGCUCCAUCCACUAACUGCCAUUGUAGCCGCUGCAUGCACGCACGCGGGCUCGUGUACAAUAACCCCGAUCGCAAUCAUAUACAUAGUCCAGACAUGCCCAAGUUUAUUGACAACCGAUUCCCUGGUGAAGCGUCUCCGACGGGAUCUACGGGCUGGAAACGGCGGCAAAACGAGCCCAAUUUAGCUGAAGAAAUUAGCGUUCUUUCCAACAGCAUUCGCGAACGAGAGAAAGUCGAAAAGCAUCAAGAAGACUGGAAAUAUUUUGCUAUGGUGAUGGAUCGGAUGUUUUUCUGGCUGUACUUUACUACUAUUAUUAUAUCUUCACUGACGAUUAUUCUACGCAGACCGUAACAUCACAAGCGUGCCUCUGGUUAGGGGUUCUUAGAGAAGUUAGCCGUCGAUGCUCUAGCUUCCCGAUUCUUGGCAUUUGACACCUGGUCCUCUUCUUUACGGAAAAGAAAACCAUGCUGCCACUCAUUGGUAAUGGAAGAAGAAUAUUCUUAUGAAGGUAUUCCAAGAGUAGAAACCUGCUUUGCCGAUUGAAUCGACAGCUGGCGACAUCAUGAUGCUGUUGUUGCCGUUGCAAUGCAGCAAUUUACAUCACUUGUUAUCUAUAGCAACCGUGACGUAACUAGAGCAAAACUGACGUAACUAUGACAACGAUCCUGUGAAAUACACUAUGUGAAUGGAAAUAUAAAUUGUUGAUAUUUUAUAAUAAGAUUUAAUUAAUUAUGAUUUAAAUUAUUGACUAAAGUGCUAAUUAGAACACACGGACAUCGUAAUGUUUGUACAUUUAGAAUUGUUUAUUGUCUAUUGGUACGGGCAUAAUUAGUAUUUCAUCAGUAAAAGACCCCUUCUUACUCUAAUUAUUUACAUAAAAUAGAUGCUUUGCAGGAUAGGGCUCUUAAGUUUGUUUACAUUACGAAUAUGGAUCCCGUGAAAGACAUGAUUGAAAAAUCAGAUUUAAGAUUAUGGGAUAAAAUAACUGAGCCUAAACACCCUUUAUUCCAUCUGCUCCCACCCAAUACGUUGUCCGGCGUUGAGCGGCCCGACAAGUCUAUGCGACUGGUCCGAAAGGAGCUAUGGGUGGAAAUAACAUUUUGCCUUUUUUUUGUUGUUGUUGCUUACUAUAAAUCACGUGACUUUUUGGAGUUGACUGGGAGCAAUUAAUAUGCAACUAGCAACUGAAAAGCCAAAACAUGUCAAAAUAAGUCCUCAAAGUAUUCUCACCAUUUCUAUCGCCUGAAACCUCAAGAUCAAAAUAAGCAUACAACCUCCAUGGCUGGUCAUCAUGGUUUUCACGCAAACUACUCGAAUUUGAGUUACUUUGGCGCUAUGCUACUAAAAUAUAACAAAAUAAACGGCUUUUGAAAAUUUUCAUACUUUGAAGCAAUAUUUUGUCAUUAAACACAGACUGAGUGGUAUAACGAGCUGAUCUAUAUGGUAUCUUACCUCGUCGAAAAUGGCAUGCCGCUAAUCUGUACUUUAAAAUAGUCAAUAAAACGGCGUCUACCAUGA